Molecule: messenger RNA, 1258 nt
Organism: Archocentrus centrarchus (flier cichlid)
Lineage: Eukaryota; Metazoa; Chordata; Actinopteri; Cichliformes; Cichlidae
Exons: 8
Coding region: 409-966 (185 amino acids)
Source: RefSeq, a predicted model, not a curated record
AGGUGACAACCCUAGCCGCAGUGACCUCUGGCCUCCUGGUGCAGGUGUGUGUGUGCUGCUGCUGUCUGCACUGACUGUUUCUGCAGUCUCUCUGUCUGUCAGUCCAAACCUUCAGCAGUUCUUCAGAGGAUCUUCUUCAGUGUCUCUGAGCUGUGUUGAAGCUGGACAGACAGUUGGAUGGAUGGACAGUGAAGGGGACCAGAGGAGGACUCACUGAGGACUGUGGAGAAGCUAAAGGCUUUGAGAGGGUCAAUGGUUCCUCCUGUGUUCUGGAUCUCUCCUUCUCCUCUGAUGGAAGUUACUCCUGUAUAAACUCAUCUGGACAGCAGAGCGAUGAAGUCACCAUCAGUGUUUCAGAAAAAGCUGUCAUCCUGGAGAUCCCUGCACUUCCUGUGAGGACAGGAAGUGAUGUCACUGCGUUGCAAAAAGCGGAGUGGCGAUACAGCUGCUGCUUAUUUCCACAUUAAUGGACAUCCUGUUGGAUCUCAACCUACAGCAGAGCACGUUAUCAGACAGGUCACACAGUCUGAUGAAGGACUCUACACCUGUGUUACUGAUACAUCUGGAUCAUCUCUUCAGAGCUUUCUGAGGGUCAGAGAUUCUCCUCCUCCUCCUCCACACCAAACCACAGACUCCACUCCUCCCGUGAACUCUCCUUCCAGUACUGCUCCCUCUGCUCCUCCUCAAAUUUUCUUUCUCACAGCAGUCCUUCUUCCUGUGGUUCUUGUGGUUCUGGUUCUGGUUCUGUUCCUCUACAGGAAACAAACAGGAAGGAAGUCUUCCCCUCCUCCUGCAGAUGUGACCUACGCUGAUGUCACCAUCAGACCCACUGCUAAUAGCAGAGGCCGUAAGAAUGAUCCACAUGCUGUCUACUCUGAUGGGACUCACACUUCAGGUCCGGCCGAGGUCACGUAUGGUCAGGUGAUCAUCAAAAAUAAGAAGAAAGCUGUCAGCACAGGAAACUGAGGACACGCUCAGUGUGAUGGAGGACCUUCAUCCUUCCCUCUGCUCCGCUCUUCUUCUUUGCUGGUGUGCUGUGUGAUCUGUGCUGGGCGACUGGACCUCUUUCUGUUUCUUGAAGAUGUUUCAGCUCUCGUCUCAAAGGCUUCUUCAGCUCUGUGUUUUUGUAAUAAAAGGUUUUAAGAUCUUACAUUGGGCACACACAGAAAACUGUCAGACAUGAGCCACAGCACAGUCCAACCAGAAACCGAAUCAUCAGUGGAGCUCUGAUACUGGGAUUCACUAUGACAACAAGUAA